This is a messenger RNA of Danio aesculapii, 2002 nucleotides long. RefSeq names its product maturin, neural progenitor differentiation regulator homolog (Xenopus) (gene mturn). The transcript has 3 exons. The record is from RefSeq and is a predicted model, not a curated record. Lineage: Eukaryota; Metazoa; Chordata; Actinopteri; Cypriniformes; Danionidae. Gene Ontology annotation, biological process: positive regulation of megakaryocyte differentiation; regulation of signaling. Bases 205 to 606 code for a protein of 133 amino acids. Gene Ontology annotation, cellular component: cytoplasm.
GUUCUCUCUCUCCGCACCGGGUCCGGUAUUGCAGGUCCAGUUCUGGGGGAAAAACUCGAGUCCAGGCCGCGAUGAGCCACUGAGAGCCCCGCAGAAAACACAAAUAAUCGGCCGAGCAUCAUGACGGCGCCGCGCUAGAGCCCCGCAUCCUCAGCAUCAGCAGCCUCAUCAGCAUCAGCAUCAUCAUCAUCUCAGGUGCGCAGGAUGGAGUUCAAAGAGCUGGUGGACGCCGCUGAGAAAUGGUGCACCGGGAACCCGUUCGACCUGAUUUUCGCCGAGGAUGUGGACGAGAGGCGGCUGGACUUCUACGCCGAGCCCGGGAUCUCGUUCUACGUGCUCUGCCCGGACAAUCUCACCGGAGGAACCGACAAUUUUCAUGUGUGGAGUGAGAGCGAGGACUGUCUGCCAUUCCUGCAGCUGGCGCAGGACUACAUCUCCUCCUGCGGGAAGAAAACACUGCUGGAGGUGCUGGAUAAAGUCUUCAGAUCCUUCAGGCCUCUCCUGGGUCUUCCAGAUAUCGACGAUGACACGUUCGAUCAGUAUCAUGCAGAUGUAGAGGAGGAACCAGAGCCAGACCACCAGCAGAUGGGUGUGAGCCAGCAAUAAUGCCCAGCAGAGAGGCUCCACGCUGGGCCUCAGUCUCUGCAUCAAGCCCUGCUUCUCUAACCCCAUAAACCUGCCUCUUCUUCCUUAACACACACACACACAUACACACACUGGAUCUCUUUUGCGUGUCUCUCAUACACUGCACCAUUACAUACACCCUUUAAUAUCUGGACGGCUUUUCCUGCUCCCUGAUUUCAAGCCCAAUGAUCAUUUAUUUUGAUUUGUUCUUAUUUAAUGUCAUGGUUAUUGCAAAAUUUGUUCAAAUCACUUGACUGGAAGUGAAAUCAUAAGGUAAAUCUGACACGCUGAUAUAGUGUUCUCAUCUGAUUACGUUGCAUGUUUAAUUCAUCGUGUGGUGUGUCGUCAUCAUCCUGAAAAUGGCUGAAAUUACGAGCUAUUAAUGUCUUAGCAGUCUGAUCAAAAUCUAAACAUAGCAGUUUGGUGUCUUUCGGAUUUGGAUCACAGUGUAAUUUUGAUGCAUUGCAUUGUGGGAGACAGUCCUAAGCAAAAAAUAAUACACAUUUUGGUAAACGCUGUAUGUUAUUCGGUUAUUUCUGUUAGAUAUUAAAGUUACAUGAUGUUAACAGUACACACACUGCAGACUAACAUGCUAUCAUAGCACUUGUGGAGGUGAAUAAUUAAGAUGACGUGGAUUUGAAGUAAUAUGCACCAAUGAAUCAUUCUUAAAUAAUGUAGAAACUAUUGUUGAAUUAUUGUCCGUUGUGGAUUUAUUGCACCUGUUAGUGAUCCCGGACCACUAAACCAGUCUUAAGCUGUACGGAUAUAUUUGUGCAAUAGCCAAAAAUGCAUUGCACACUUUAAAAAUAUGAUGGCUCACUUAAAUUAUUAAGUUGAGCCAAAUAAAAUGUAAAAGUUAUUUUACCGGGUGUCACGGUGGCUCAGUGGCUAGCACUGUGGCCUCACAGCAAGAAGCUUGCUGGUUCAAGUCCCAGCCGGGUCAGUUGGCAUUUCUGUGUGGAGUUUGCAUGUUCUCCCCGUGUUGGUGUGGGUUUCCUCCGGGUGCUUCGGUUUCCCCUACAGUCCAAACACAUGCGCUAUAGGGGAACUGAUGAACUAAAUUGUCCGUAGUGUGAGUGUGUGUGAUUGUGAGUGUGUAUGGGUGUUUCCUUAUACUGGGUUUUGGCUGGAAGGGCAUCAGCUGUGUAAAACACAUGCUGGAUAAGUUGGCGGUUCAUUCCGCUGUGGCGACCCCUGAUAAAUAAAGGGACUAAGCCGAAGGAAAAUGAAUGAAAUAAGUUAUUUUAACUUACAUUGAUUAAGCUGAUUUAAAAUGUCAAGUUAUAAUUCAUUUAACUUAAAAAUUUAAGCCGAAUUAACUUACUAAAGUACGUUAAAAUAACAUAAAUACACCACUUUUCUAUCAAGUCAAAAUGAA